AUGCGCCUGGCGCGGCGCAGCAGCUCCCCGCCGCCGGGCCCGGGCCGGCGCGCGCAGAACGGCACCGGGUCCUGGGGCCUCUCGCAGAACCUGCGCCGCCCCUCCCGGUCCGCGUCCCCGGCACCCAGGCCCAAGGCCGGUCCCUCGGGCUCGGGCCCCUCGGGUUCGGGUUCGGCGCUGGGGCGCUGGCGGGCCCAAAGCCGGAAGCGCCGGGAGGCUGGUGCCUGGCAGCCGCCCCCCUUGCCGGCGCAGCUGGAGGCCAUUGGCCUGGACAACUCCGAGGAGGCCCUGCGGCGCGUCGCCGAAGGCAAGUCAGUUCAGAUCCUGCUGGAGCAGUACUACCCUGAGAAGCUGAGGUCCAGCGUCCAGAUGCAGCGCCUGUCGCGGCUGUUGCAACCUUUGAGCCCAAUCUACAUGCCCAUCCUCCCGCCCCUGCCGGACACCUGGAUGUUCACUGCCCAGGAGGAGGCUCAGAGCUUCAAGGACUACGUGUUGGAGCAGCCCCCCGGGCCCACGCGGCUGCUGCACCGGGUGUACCUGCUGCCUCUCAGCGAGGCCAACCCCACGCCGCACGCCUCGCGGCUGCGGGGCACGCUGCCGGACCUGCGUAUGUUUGCGCACUUCAUCGAGGCGUGGUUCGACUUGCCCUGCAAAGUCUUGCCCUACGACGGCCUCCUCUUCGGCCGGGGCAUCGCCUCCCGGAGCAACGGCCACGGGGGCGACCUGCAGUAUCACGCCAAAGAUAGCCUCCGGCAGCUGCGCAUCCGGCUCCCGUCGGAUGGCUUUUGCAUCCUGGGCAUCACCAUGGAGGAUCUCUUCGACAGCAGCCACAGCUUCGUGCACAGCUCGCUGUCCGUGCAGGAUCGCGCUGGCAUCUUCUCCUUCUGCCGCCUGGACCCAGCCUGGUACCGCGUGAGCUGCCACAUGGACUUCGAUGUGAUGAAGGUAGUGGAGGACUACCCCAAGGAGCGGCGAGAGGGGGACCUGGAGACCCUGCUGAGACGCGGGCAUCAGAUCGUGUCCCACGACCUGGGGCACUUCUUCGGGCUGAAGCGCUGCCAGUUCUUCCUCUGCCGCAUGCAGGGCAGCGCAGGGUUGCAUGAGAGCGACACCAAUCAGGACAAGGUGGACCUUUGCCCGGUCUGCCUGCGGAAGCUCUCCUGGAACCUGGCCUGCAGCAACCACGAGGACGCCCCAACGGACUUGGAGGCCUGGUGCCUGCAGCGGUACCGGAAGCUUCUGGCGCACGCAGAGAAGCUAGGGCCGGUGCUGCAGAGCUUCAAGGUUUGGGUGCGCAGCCGCUUGGCGCAGCUGGACUUGGACAUUCUGCCUGCGGCCGCCGCCGCCGCCUUCAACGUGAGCGCAGUGAAGGCGGCCGAGACCACCGCGGGACCCUGGCCGGUCAGAAGCGGAAGUUUGGAGGCGAAUGAAGACGAGGACCCGAUCCAGCUCACCCCGGACGACCUCGCGAGGCGCGAGGCGGAGCUCUUGAUGCUCUUCGCGCGCCACGAUGAGGACGGGGACGGCAAGAUGAAGGUGAAGGAGUUCUGUCAGCUGAUCACCGAGGUGGAUGAGUCCUUCUCCUCAAUCAGCGCCAUGAAGAUGUUCGAGGCGGCGGACCUCAACAAGGACGGCUCGGUGGAGGUGAAGGAGUUCCUCCAGUGGCUGCUGUGCGCAACGAGCCCCGGGGAGGCGGAGGUGAGGAUCCUGAAGCGCCUGGCGGCGGAGUCGCGCCUGGCUGGCGCUCCAACGCCCGACGAGCUGGACGAAGACCGGCGGAUCUGCCUGCCGCAGCGCUUGGAAAACCCGCCCCCGCGCUUGCCUUGA
Effrenium voratum is the source of this 1827-nucleotide messenger RNA. The record is from the annotation of a GenBank genome assembly. Lineage: Eukaryota; Dinophyceae; Suessiales; Symbiodiniaceae.